This is a messenger RNA of Lolium perenne, 1856 nucleotides long. RefSeq names its product bZIP transcription factor 1-A. Lineage: Eukaryota; Viridiplantae; Streptophyta; Magnoliopsida; Poales; Poaceae. Gene Ontology annotation, molecular function: sequence-specific DNA binding; DNA-binding transcription factor activity. Gene Ontology annotation, biological process: regulation of DNA-templated transcription. Gene Ontology annotation, cellular component: nucleus. The record is from RefSeq and is a predicted model, not a curated record.
CCGAGCCUAGUCGCAGCUGCAUCCUUUCCAUCGUGUCCUCGUCGUCUUCCUCUCCCCGUCCGCCCUCGCGCCACGCCACACCCGCUCACACUUUACCCUCCCUCCCGCCGCUUUACUCCAGAUCUCGAGGUCUCCCGGCCGUCCCACCACACGGAUCCACUUGCCGCCUGCCCGCCCGGCCUCGCUGUCGACAGAGGCUUCAUUUUAUGCCACUUCACGUGUCUGUGGACAAUGGAAUGAUUGCUGUCCUGUGUCUGUGAGUUGCCAUGGGAAGCAGUGGAGCAGAUGCACAGCCUAAAGCAAGCAAGGCAUCUACACCUCAGGAGCAGCAGCCACCUGCUACUUCAAGUGCUGCAACACCAGUUGUUUACCCAGAUUGGACCAACUUUCAGGGAUAUCCUCCAAUUCCACCGCGUGGUUUUUUCCCCUCUCCUGUGGUGUCAAGCCCACAGGGUCAUCCUUACAUGUGGGGACCUCAGCCUAUGAUGCCACCAUAUGGGACUCCGCCAUAUGUCAUCUACCCUCCUGGAGGAAUAUAUGCUCACCCAUCAAUGCCCCCGGGUACACACCCAUUUGCUCCCUAUGCUAUGGCUUCUCCAAAUGGCAAUCCUGAUGCUACUGGAACUGCCACUACCACAGCUACUGCUGGUGGUCAAACAGAUGGCAAAUCAUCUGAAGGAAAAGAAAAGAGUCCCAUUAAAAGAUCCAAAGGAAGUUUAGGUAGCUUGAACAUGAUUACAGGAAAGAAGUCUGUCGAACAUGGUAAGACCUCAGGCGCAUCAACCAAUGGAGCCACCUCUCAAAGUGGGGAAAGUGGAAGUGAAAGUGAAAGUGAAGGAAGUGAAGCGAAUUCUCAGCAUGAUUCACAGCAUAAGGAAAGUGGACAAGAACAAGAUGGAGAGAUUCGAAGUUCCCAGAAUGGUGUGUCAAGAUCACCAUCCCAGGCGCAAUUGAAGCAAACUCUAGCAAUCAUGCCAAUGCCAUCAAGCGGUCUAGUGCCUGGUCCAACUACAAACUUGAACAUUGGAAUGGAAUACUGGGCGAAUACAGCAAGCUCCUCUCCAGCAAUGCAUGGUAAAGUGACACCAACUGCAGCUCCAGGGGCCGUGGUCCCACCAGAGCCGUGGAUGCAGGACGAACGUGAACUCAAAAGGCAGAAAAGAAAGCAGUCAAACAGGGACAGUGCUCGCAGAUCUAGGCUGCGCAAGCAGGCUGAAUGUGAGGAGUUGGCUCAACGUGCUGAUGUUUUAAAACAGGAAAAUGCUUCUCUUAGAGAUGAGGUGAACCGGAUCAGAAAGGAGUAUGAUUUACUUAUAUCAAAGAAUAGCUCACUAAAGGAUAAACUUGGAGACAAACAAUACAAAACUGAUGAGGCAGGACUUGACAAUGAGCCACAACAUUCUGGCGGUGACAGCUAGAAGGAAACUAAUUGAGCUAUCAUGCAAUGCUACCAGAGCAUAGCCCUAACUAGAUUAUUGGCUGGCGCAAUUGUAGUAUGCUUAUUGACUCCAUACUUUAUUGCAGUUAAUUUUUACCAGUUCCUGGUAAUGUUAAUGCCAACCUUGUGUGGCUGGUUCCUGUUUCAGAUAUGUCUUGACUUAUCUUUUAGAAGUCAAGAUAUGACUGGAAAUGUAGUUUGUGACCCAGUUCACUGUAUCUGUUAGAAAUAGUUGAUAAACUCAAGUUUACAAAUAUGUAUUGCUGACCGUUAUUGUUAUGUAACCUUAAGAAAGAACUGUAUCUUUUAAUAGUCAGGCUGCCAUUUGGCUAGGCUUGACUGGUGCCUUGGUUUGUAUGGUUCAAAUUUUUGUACACACUGGAUAUUAUAUAAUGAACACAUGGAGGACCUUUUGCUU